Pseudozyma hubeiensis SY62 is the source of this 687-nucleotide messenger RNA. RefSeq lists its product as hypothetical. The transcript is spliced from 2 exons. The record is from RefSeq and is a predicted model, not a curated record. Lineage: Eukaryota; Fungi; Basidiomycota; Ustilaginomycetes; Ustilaginales; Ustilaginaceae. The coding region runs from base 1 to 687 and encodes 228 amino acids.
AUGACAGCCGCAGAGCCUCCGCAACGGCCAAGUCCACCGGCAUUCUAUCGUCGACGAGCCACAUCGUCCCUCGUUGAAUUCAGAUUUGGCUUCCUCACUUUCUGCCAGCCUGACCGUGUCGCCGUCGUCUUGUGCUUGGUGCGAAUGUCGUCCAUGCCACGAAUGGUCCGCGUCCGCCUAGAUCGACGACAAGUCAACCCGGCAGCCUUCUCGGGCGUCACCGAUCAGAUCUCCAAUGCUGGCACGUCAGCCGGUCACAAAGCUGCCAACGCCACUUCUGGUCUAUCGCGAAGCCAGACAUCCCUCGUCAUCGUGCUUGCCAUUGUUGGAUUCGUUCUGGCCGUUGCAGGUCUCUUCUGGAUCUGUUCGUGUUCAAGACGUCGAAAGCGCGCCAGAGAGAUGAGGGAAAAAUCACAACAACUCGGUCAGAUUUCCGCGCCUUCUUCCGCAGCUGACGAAGCCGCUUUCGUACCAGCCAGAAGCAGUCUCUUGGCUAGUAGCCAUCGUCAGGAUCGCAACUCUCGUCAGCUGAGCGCAUACAACAGCAACGGCUGGGGCGAAAGCAGAGUCGCUCUCAAUUCCAGCUUUGUCGCUUCCACCAAUGAACGUUACGGUUGGGACCACGGUCAGCAAUAUCCCGCACAUCCGUCCAUGCCGCAGGCACCCCAGCAGUCGCAUCGCUACUAG